Echinostoma caproni is the source of this 1575-nucleotide messenger RNA. The record is from the annotation of a GenBank genome assembly. Lineage: Eukaryota; Metazoa; Platyhelminthes; Trematoda; Plagiorchiida; Echinostomatidae.
AUGUAUUUUCCGAUCGCACUGGUGAUUUGUGAAGAAGAAAAAGAAGAAGGACAAAAAGAAUACAGUAUUGGAUAUGACUUCUUUGAUAGACAUCUGAUUCGGGUCAAGCGUCAACCGGGAUUACGACUGCUCCGACCUGGCGUAUCUGAACCUCAUGUGGUGAAUCGUUGCAAAUCUCAGAGAAUUUCUUUCGGUUCUGGUUGUGUAUUGCAACACUACUAUCACUACUACUACUACUACUACUACUACUACUACUACUACUACUACCACAAGGCGGUGCUGGUUGGGGACAGUCAUUUAUUAAGGAUUACAGACGGGAGUGGACACGUGGUCAACACAGUACUGCAGUUGGAACCGGGUGAUGCGUUGCUAUGCGAUCCAACGGCGAAAAGUGAUAAUAAACCUUCAACGGACGCUCCGCUACAUUUGAUUGUCGAGAAUGAUCAAACGUAUCGGUACACGUUUGAUCAGCAACACGCUAUGCGAUGGAUUGUGAAAGAUUUUCCACGAGGUGGUUCUUGGAUUAUUCACUGCAAAUUCGGUUCUGAUGUGAUUCACACGUACAAUGUGACUGUGAUCGGUUAUCCGAUGCGUGCAAAAAUCUAUCCGUUCCUCCCGGAACGGCUAGAUCCAUCUGAUGAUACAAAGUUUUAUUGUUCCGCGGACAAUCCGACCUAUUUGCAUCCGACCUCUGUACACAUCAUUCACCUUUCCGGGCCCAGUGUAUUUCAUAUUCACGAGAACACAUUUCAGCUAGCCCAAAAACUUCCCAGCACGCAUCUCAAACAGAUCAGUCACUAUCGUUGCGAACUGAUCACACGCACUUUUCGUGCGGUCAAAAAUUUCUCGGUGAUUGUGGAAACCCCGUCAAUUCAGAUUAACCCAAUGAUUUAUAUGCUUUGGCGUUCUGUCCGAUCGUACAAUUUUUCUUGCACGUUCCGUGAUCCCAACGAGGCCGGUCUUCUCCAGCUGACAUUUGAAUUGAUUCAAGGGAUGAAUGAGGACUCGGGCAACAUUUGUCGUUAUCCGACGCGUCAAAGUGUAUCAUCUAACCUGGUUCCUGUCUCACUAACUGCAAAUUUGGAUGUGGAAAUACAUGAUGGUCCGAUUUUGGUAGGGACCAGUCAGGACAGUACGGACAAUGCGAAUAACCCCGAAUCCGAUCGUGAAGACUUCCCCGGGAGUAUCGAGACAAAAAAAAGACAAAAAAAUCAGCCGAGGAUUGCUUCCGCAAAAUCGGAGAAAGAAGGACCGAAUAAUAAUACAACUGUUGGUUCUGAUUAUAUGUAUGCUGCCCGAUCGGAUUUUGUAAAAAGUCAGCUACCUCAAAUUACCGAAAUCUUACCGAAUAAAUAUGGGAAUCUAUCGACCGAAGAUGAGAUGCUCAAUAUCACUGACCGUUCUGCAGUAGAUCCCAGUUUUAUAUCCUCAACAAUAUUGGUUCGUCCGAAACAAUUUAAAUCCGGUUUGCUUCGAUGUCGAACAAUAGACAGAGAGCCACCCAUGGAACGUACAAUGCGAAUCGAUACUGCAGGUAAGGUUCUCUGUCCCCAUUGUUUGAAUAGAACAGUUUGA